This is a messenger RNA of Protopolystoma xenopodis, 633 nucleotides long. The record is from the annotation of a GenBank genome assembly. NCBI's taxonomy places the organism in Eukaryota, Metazoa, Platyhelminthes, Monogenea, Polystomatidea, Polystomatidae.
AUGUCGGGCAGAAGCGCUCGACGGCGCGACGACUCAUUGUCGUCAACCGGCCACCUGUUGCCGGGCUUCCAGACACGUCGACGCUCCGAGGCCGCGGCCGCGGCCGCCCGACCGGCCGGCGACUCGGAAGUGGAGCACAAUCAGACGCCGGCCUCCAACGACCUCACGCUGUACGGCAUCGUCACGCUCGUCUGUAUCUCGGUCACUCUCUCGUUGUUCAUGCUCAUCCUCAUUGUCUACCUGCGCCGGCGACAGGAGAAGGAGCCGUCGGGGAGGCUGAGCGCCGCCUCGGCACCGACCGAGAGUGAGGCAGACGCCGAGGCCAUGACGACAAACGCCAAGAAUGAGGCUUCACUGGGAUUCUUUCUGGAGCACGGACGCCUUGGCGACGCACUCGGCGGGUUCACGCUGCCCAAGCGACAAAUGUCACCGGCCGGGCUGAUGAGUCGAGCUGACACGCCACAGACGCGCUCGGCUACUCUCAUCUCGUUGGCAACACCGAAUGGCCUGUUUUUCGCUCAGUCUCGUCCAGAAGAGUUGAUGGAGCUGAAGAGUAAGCAUGCGUUUUACACUUGCCCUUUUUGCCAAAUCUUCUUCAUCUCGUCGGAGUCUCUACGACUGGCGCGAGAGUGA